CCCCACAUGGUGGGGCUACUUCAGCUCCAGCUUAUAUAUUAAACCAUUGUAUCAAAGGCAAGCCAUGUUCUGUGAAGAAAUGUAACCUGAAGAGAAAGGACACCUGUGCCUCUGAGAACACUGAGGGAUUCCUGCAUGGCCUGUCACUCUUUGCUCAGGGACUCUUAUGCCAUAGCCUGAGGAGCAGGUCUUUCUGGUUUUCGCUGAGCUGGGGGAAGCUGGAGCAGGGGUGGGAUCAUCAGUAUUUAUCCACAAACAUCUCAGCAAUCGUCCUUUCUUCUCUUUUAAAUUCUUCUGGAUGUAACAUGGAGAAAGAGCGUCCAUGAGGCUCCUCGCAGUCUGAGCUCAACCAAGUCAAGCUGAUUUGGGAAGAUAAGCUUGCUGUGGUUCUCUGGAAGGGAGGAGGAGAAGAGGAAACUAAAGGACUGUGGCUUCGUUGCUAGGUUGGGGAGCAGUGUCUUCAAACUGUGGAGCAAGUAGCUGGGCAUGCGAUGUGUGUGAGCUCCUGGCUUUUUUUCAUGCUCUGCCUCUUGAAUAUGGGUUAACGGCCUUUGACCAUGGUGGUCACCCAGCUACAACUGGAGCUGUGCUUCCAUGGGAAGAAACUGAGAGGUUUCACCUGCAAGCUGACCAGGUCGGCUAAUGGAUUUCUCCCAGAGACGUCCUUCUCCAUUGCCUCCCAGAUCUUCGUGCCAUUCCUCUUGGCUGGUUUGGGCAUGGUGGCUGCUGGCCUGGUGAUGGAUCUUGUUCAACACUGGGAUGUGUUUCGGACAAUUACAGAAGUUUUUAUCCUGGUUCCUGCCCUGGUUGGCUUGAAGGGUAACCUUGAAAUGACCCUGGCAUCCAGACUCUCUACGGCUGCUAACACUGGACAGAUGGAUGAUACCCAGGAACAGUGGAAAAUGGCCACCUGCAAUUUAGCCCUGAUUCAGGUACAGGCCACUGUAGUGGGGCUGCUGGCUGCCAUAGCUGCUGUCAUCCUGGGAGCGAUCUCAAAGGGGCACGUGGAGCUGAAUCAGGCCGCAGUGCUCUGUGCGAGCAGCGUGACAACAGCAUUCAUAGCUGCACUGUCCCUAGGUCUGGUGAUGAUCGGCGUGAUCAUUGGUGCGAGGAAGGUGGGGAUAAAUCCAGACAACGUCGCCACUCCCAUAGCAGCAAGCCUUGGAGAUUUGAUAACCCUUUCUCUGCUAGCAGGAAUCAGCAGCACCCUCUUUAAAUACAUAGAUGUGAAAUACCUUUCGCCUCUGAUCUGCGCUGUGUUUGUUAUCAUGAUUCCUCUUUGGGUUGCUAUUGCCAAGCAAAGUCCGUCUAUUGCUGAAGUCCUGAAGUCUGGAUGGCAGCCGGUGAUUGUUGCAAUGAGCAUCAGCAGCAUUGGUGGGCUGAUCUUGGACAAAACUGUAACUGACCCGAACUUCGAAGGCAUGGCGGUUUUUACACCCGUGAUUAAUGGUGUUGGUGGGAAUCUGGUAGCCAUCCAAGCCAGCCGCAUCUCCACUUUCCUGCACUUCUGGAGCACGCCUGGAGUCCUGCCCUACAAGAUGAGGCAGAACUGGCCUAAUCCAUGCACUACGUUCUUCACGUCAGGGGUGAAUUCCAAGUCAGCCCGCGUCCUGUUCCUGCUUGUUAUCCCCGGACACCUGGUGUUCCUGUAUACCAUUCGCCUCCUGCAGGGCGGGCACACAGCCAUCACCUUCACUUUUGUGAUGUUUUAUCUGACUGCUGCUUUGCUGCAGGUGGGAAUCCUGCUCUACAUGGCUGAUCUAAUUGUGCGACUGGUGUGGAGGAAGGCCCUGGAUCCAGACAACUUCUCCAUCCCCUACCUCACUGCCCUGGGCGACCUCCUAGGCACGGGAUUCCUGGCACUUUGCUUCCGCUUGGUUUGGCUCGUCAAUGGGACUGAGAUGAAACUGGGAAACUAACAGGACAUCUGCUGCAGCAUUGGCCCAUUGCUGCUCCACCAAGCAAGUCUUUCAGUAUGGUGCUUUAACAUGGUCCAACAAGAUCGUUAGAGACUACAUCUCAGACUAAGUCUUUAAACUGAACGGGUCUGCUAUCCUUGCCCACCCCUAUUGACCACUUCAGUGCCUUACAGCUGUCGAAUUCAGAUCAAAAGAAGCAGAACCUGUCUGGACUUAUCCAGCUUUGAAAGCGACCUAGCCAUCUUAAAACCGUAUACUCUGUCCGUGUGUGCAUCUAGAAAACCAGGGGUUAAGGAACACAGGUCAUAUCUUGGGAAAUCUGCAUUUUGAUUGGCUUAAAAAUGUAUGACUGUAACCACCUGGUAAGUAGGAGACUAAUGCACACCCCAUUGAAGUCAGUGGGAGUCUUUCCUUUGUCUUCAGUUAGUCUUUGGAUCAGAUCCUAGAUGAGGAUGUUGCAAUGUCUCUGAUCAGCAGUUAGAGCCCAAGUAAUAUUUUCUUGCCCCCUCCCUCCCCACCACAUCCCCGGCGGGGGAGAAUCAAUAAGGACCUUAAAAUUCUCUCUCCAUAAUUUCUGUAUUCAGGGUCUCAAAGAGCAUGUUCCCCAUUGGAUUGCAACUCACUGAAAAAUCAUCCAGGGCAGGGCCUGCCUAAACAAACAUCUCUAACUGACAAGGUGGAUUAUUCUUUGUUUGACAGUUUAAGGAACAUCUGUUCAGUAGUUUUUAUGGUGUAUCGAAACACACAAAUAAAAUUUAAACCAUUUCAUA
Messenger RNA from Chrysemys picta bellii (western painted turtle), 2689 nucleotides. RefSeq names its product solute carrier family 41 member 3 (gene SLC41A3). Gene Ontology annotation, cellular component: plasma membrane. NCBI's taxonomy places the organism in Eukaryota, Metazoa, Chordata, Testudines, Emydidae. Gene Ontology annotation, molecular function: monoatomic cation transmembrane transporter activity. Gene Ontology annotation, biological process: monoatomic cation transport. The record is from RefSeq and is a predicted model, not a curated record.